AUGCCAACUAUCUCGAUAACAAACGCUGACGUAUUCGAUGGGCUUCACGUCAAAAACGUCCCCAAUCAGUGCUUCCAAGGAAGCCCCGGCAAUAUCCUCGCUCCUCAGUCGAAUUCAGACGUCCAUGUCGAUGGCACGGGAUGUACCUUGAUGCCAGGCCUCAUUGAUGCCAAGGUCGACGCCAAUUCGUCUCCAGGUGCGCUCUACACCUGUGCAGCCUUUGGCAUCACGACUGUCAUCGAUUCUUCCAGCACAAACGCCGAGUGUCAGGCGAUGCACUUGGCCGUCUCGGAGAACCCAACUCUCCCGUCUUAUUUCGCUACCGGCUCUGCAAUUGGGCCCGAAAAUGCCAGUUCCCUGAGCAUAUUCUCCUACCGCGCUGUCCGGGUCGCUACUACGCCAGCAGAGGCGAGACAGGUCGUGGCAGAAAAUGUUUCUGCCUCGAGUGGAGGAAACUUGGUCAAGAUCAUCGUGGACCAGCCCGGCUUGGAUUUUCAGACAAUUGCAGCUGCGGUCGCGGCAGCUCACGAGCACGGGAGCCUGGCCGUCGGACAGGCCUCCCAAUGUGAUGCUUACAAGCUCGCGCUUGACGCUGGUUUCGACGUUGUGACGGCCGUCCCUGUCGACGGCACGCUCGACGCCGAGGUAGUACGAGGAUUUGCGCAGAAAGGUAUCGGCGUCGUUCCCACCCUCUGCUAUCUGCGGAAAGCGGUCGACAAGGCGGAUAACGCAGACUAUGACUUUGCUCAUGCCAUGGCCGCGGUGAAGCAGCUUCAUGAAGCAGGAGUUCGGAUAUGUGCAGGGACGUCGGCGAACCAGGAAGAUAGCAUGACAGUGUCAUUUGGUCAGAGCCUGCACGAGGAGCUGAAGCUGCUCGCCGAGGCCGGGCUUACCAACAUGGAAGUGAUGCGGGCUGCAACAUGUGUUCCCUCUGCGCUAUUCAGGUUGCCCGACCGCGGAGCCAUUGAAGUAGGCUACAGAGCGGAUUUGCUACUUGUCAGUGGUAAUCCGCUUGAGAACCUGGCUCUUGGCAGCCAGAUCAGGCGGGUCUGGAUUGCUGGGGUCGAGAUUGAUAUCAGGUAA
Hirsutella rhossiliensis is the source of this 1083-nucleotide messenger RNA. RefSeq names its product amidohydrolase family domain-containing protein. The transcript has a single exon. Gene Ontology annotation, molecular function: hydrolase activity, acting on carbon-nitrogen (but not peptide) bonds. The record is from RefSeq and is a predicted model, not a curated record. NCBI's taxonomy places the organism in Eukaryota, Fungi, Ascomycota, Sordariomycetes, Hypocreales, Ophiocordycipitaceae. The coding region runs from base 1 to 1083 and encodes 360 amino acids.